AUUUUUUUUCUGCACAUGCGCUGCCGCAGUCUUAGUUCCGGGUACGACAUGCAUUAUAAAUAGGCUGGUGUAGAACUCGGGUGUCGGUGAAAUAUACGAAACCAAUGAUUCCUAUAUGCCCUGUAGUCUCCUUCACCUAUGUGCCUAGCCGGCUUGGUGAGGAUGCCAAAAUGGCUACCGGCAAUUAUUUUGGAUUUACCCAUGGCGCUGCUGCCCAGUACAGUCAUCAGCCAACUGCGGGGGUGGCAUACACGCACCCCACUACGGUGGCCAGUUACACCGUUCAUCAAGCUCCUAUGUCGGCACACACAGUAGCAGCAGCGUAUGCGCCCACUGCAGCCACAGUAGCUGUUGCUCGUCCUGCGCCUGUCGCUGUGGCAGCUGCUACAGCUGCUGCUUAUGGAGGAUACCAGCCAACACACACUGCCACAGACUAUGGCUACACACAGCGCCAACCCGAGGUCCCUCCACCACCACCACCAGUAACUUCACAGAACUACCAGGAUUCCUACUCGUAUGUCCGCUCCACUGCUCCUGCUGUAGCCUACGACAGUAAACAGUAUUACCAGCAGCCAACUGCUACAGCUGCUGUUGCUGCUGCUGCACAGCCUCAACCAAGUGUUGCAGAUUCCUACUAUCAAACAGCCCCUAAACCAGGAUAUAUCCAGGGUGUAACAUCAUACACCCAAAGCCAGCAGACACGACAGGUAACUGUGAUAAAGCCUGCAGGUCCCAGUCCAGCCUCAUCGACAUUUUCCAUCUACCCAGUGACAUCCACUGUUCAGCCUGUGGCAGCCGCUGCUGCCGCCGCUUCUGUGGUCCCAACCUACUCUCAGAGUCCGACCUACAGCACCAAUGCCGUCACUUACUCUGGAACCACAUACUCCGGAUAUGAAGCAGCUGUUUACUCUGCAGCCUCCAGCUACUACCAACAGCAGCAGCAGAAGCAGGCAGCUGCAACGGCAGCGUGGACUGGAAACACUUUAACUAAGAAACCACAGUUUCAGAGUAAACAGAUUAGGCUAAAGCAACCCCCUAAACCCCCACAGAUUCACUACUGUGACGUCUGUAAGAUCAGCUGUGCUGGCCCUCAGACCUAUAAGGAGCAUCUGGAAGGGCAGAAACAUAAGAAGAAAGAAGCAGCUCUGAAGGUAUCUCAGAGUAGCAGUAGCAGCAGCAGUGGUGGAGGAGUGUUGGCCCGCAAUGGUCAGAACCAGCUUCGCUGUGAACUUUGUGAUGUUUCCUGCACUGGUGCCGAUGCCUAUGCUGCUCAUAUCCGUGGAGCCAAACACCAGAAGGUGGUGAAGCUCCACACCAAACUUGGAAAGCCGAUCCCAUCGACUGAGCCCAGUAUGGUAACGCAAACGUCCUCCUCCACCACAGCUGCAUCAAGUAAGACCACCACAUCUACCAUGAGCAGUUCCAGUACCAGCAUGUGUGUGGCUGCUCCCUCCUCUGCAGCAACCAGCUCCAGUGCCUCCUACCUAAAGCCAGUCAACAUAGUCAGUAGUGGAAUCACAGGCGUCAAGAGUACAUUGACCAACAGCCACUCUGCAUCAGCUGUUAAGAAAGUGACCAUCCCCAAGAUCAACUUUGUAGGUGGUAAUAAAUUGCAGACCACUGUCAAGAUGGAUGAGACAAGAGCAGAGACCAAAAUGGAAACCUCCAAACCUUUAACAUCCACUUGUGGUGUAGAAGACCCCAAAACUGACAUUGCAGAUCUGUCUGCAUCUGCUCUGGCUGGUCUUCAGAACGACAUUCAGCCUGUCGGCCAUGAUUAUGUUGAAGAAGUUCGAAAUGAUGAAGGCAAAGUCAUACGCUUCCAUUGCAAGCUGUGUGAAUGUAGUUUUAAUGACCCCAACGCAAAAGAAAUGCAUCUAAAAGGGCGACGGCACCGCCUACAGUACAAGAAAAAAGUAAACCCAGAUCUUCAAGUAGAGGUGAAGCCCAGCAUCCGAGCUCGAAAGAUUCAGGAAGAGAAGAUGAGAAAGCAGAUGCAAAAGGAGGAAUACUGGAGGAGAAGAGAGGAAGAAGAGUGCUGGAGGAUGGAAAUGAGGCGUUAUGAGGAGGACAUGUACUGGAGACGCAUGGAGGAGGAGCAGCACCACUGGGAUGACCGUCUUCGUCUACCAGAUGGAGCAUAUCCACAGGGACCUCCCGGACCCCCUGGUCUACUAGGAGUCAGACCUGGCAUGCCUGGCCUGCAGCCUCAAGGGCCUGUGCCUCCACGUCGUCCUGACUCUUCAGACGAUCGCUAUGUCAUGAUAAAGCACGCAGCCAUUUAUCCAUCAGAGGAUGAGCUCCAGUCCAUCCAGAAGAUCGUGUCAAUCACAGAACGGGCCCUAAAACUGGUCUCAGACAUAAUCACAGACCAGGACAAGACCAAAGAAGAUGACAAAGAAAAGAAGGAAGCCUGUAAAGACAGAGCCCUGAAGGGAGUGAUGAGGGUAGGGGUUCUGGCCAAAGGUUUGCUUCUACAUGGAGACAAAAAUGUCAAUUUGGUCCUGCUCUGCUUAGAAAAACCCAACGAGAGCCUUCUGACCCGCAUUGUUGAGCAUCUUCCCAAGCAGCUGACGGUAGUGACACCAGAGAGGUACGAGGUCAAAGGAUCCAUCCAGGAAGCAGCCAUCAUCCUGACGUCCUGCACAGAGCCAAAGAUGCAAGUGACAAUCACGCUGACUUCACCCAUCAUCAGAGAGGAAACUGGUCGGGAUGGAGAUGUAACCUCGGGUAUGGUAAAGGACCCAGUGGACGUCUUGGACAGGCAAAUAUGCCUUGACGCUCUGGCUGCUCUGCGCCACGCUAAGUGGUUCCAGGCUAGAGCUAAUGGACUUCAAUCCUGUGUGAUCAUCAUUCGAAUUCUGAGAGACCUUUGUCAGCGGGUUCCUACCUGGUCAUCCUUUCCUGGAUGGGCCAUGGAGCUGCUGGUGGAGAAGGCCAUCAGCAGUGCCUCUGCACCACUCAGUCCAGGUGAUGCACUGAGACAUGUCUUUGAAUGUAUUUCUUCUGGAAUCCUACUCUCCGGUGGACCUGGGUUGGUAGAUCCAUGUGAAAAGAAGCCUGUGGACACAUUGUCAACCAUGGGUGAGCAGCAGAGGGAGGACAUCACCUCCAGUGCUCAGUUAGCUCUGAGGCUGCUGGCGUUCCGUCAAAUCCACAAAGUGUUGGGCAUGGACCCUCUACCACAGAUGAACCAACGCUUCAAUGUCCGCAACAGCCGCAAGCGACGUCAUGAAAGCAACGACGGCACAGACAGCUUUGAAGGUGAAGGCAAAAAAGACAAGAAAGAUUAUGAUAGUGCGGGUCUUUGUUAAAUUGACAUCUACAAAACGGUUAUAUGCGCUGUCGCCUGUGUAUUGGGUUCAUUUUGUUUAAGCUACAAAUUUUCCUGUGUAAUUUCAGCUUCAUUUAUUAAGUAUUACGCAAAUGUCAGUGUAAUUUUUUGGUUGUAGAUUAUAUUGGGUUUUUUUUGCCUAAUGUUACAGUGAGACCUCUGUCUAGUAGAUUACAUCUGUUCUCCUUAAUUAAAUGUGUUAAAAAAAAUAAAGUGGCUUGAGGGUGUGGCACCGCUGCCCACUAACAGAAUCUCUGUAUUGUUGUUACUGUUGUGAGACAUUUCUUCGGCUGACAUCUUUCUGUUGAAUAUUAAUGAUAACUGUAUUAAUACAAGUCAUCUUGAUGCUGUUGUCUUAUCUCCUGAUGCUACUCUAAUGAGAAGUGAAGUGUGUAUUAACUCCCUUGAGGAACAUGAACUGCACAUUCUUUACAUAAAAGACCAUUCAGGGCAUUUUAUCAAAGCUUUUCUGGCAAUUUCCAUUAUAUAUGGAAAAUAUUUGUAUAAUAUUUAGAUUUUAAAAGGUUUGAUUUGUGGAAAAUAUGGUAAUAACUAAAUAGAUUUGACUUUUAAAAUAAUUAAAAUAAAAAUAAAUAAUAAUAAAUAAUUAAAAUAAUUUUACUGGUUUGUAAGGAUCUUUACUAGCUUGCCUUUUCAGUUUGAUUGGUUACUAAUUUAAAAAUAUUAAAAACAAAGAUAAAU
Cynoglossus semilaevis (tongue sole) is the source of this 4036-nucleotide messenger RNA. RefSeq names its product zinc finger RNA-binding protein-like. The record is from RefSeq and is a predicted model, not a curated record. Gene Ontology annotation, cellular component: precatalytic spliceosome. The transcript is spliced from 19 exons. The coding region runs from base 105 to 3314 and encodes 1069 amino acids. NCBI's taxonomy places the organism in Eukaryota, Metazoa, Chordata, Actinopteri, Pleuronectiformes, Cynoglossidae. Gene Ontology annotation, molecular function: zinc ion binding; double-stranded RNA binding; single-stranded RNA binding.